This is a messenger RNA of Branchiostoma floridae (Florida lancelet), 1314 nucleotides long. Its product is annotated as 7-methylguanosine phosphate-specific 5'-nucleotidase A-like. Gene Ontology annotation, molecular function: 5'-nucleotidase activity; magnesium ion binding. Gene Ontology annotation, cellular component: cytoplasm. The transcript has 3 exons. Lineage: Eukaryota; Metazoa; Chordata; Leptocardii; Amphioxiformes; Branchiostomatidae. The record is from RefSeq and is a predicted model, not a curated record. The coding region runs from base 5 to 1054 and encodes 349 amino acids.
UUCAAUGAUGACAUUUUGUCCAUUGCAGGAGGCAAUACACAAGAUGUGGACCAAACAGCUGUGCAGGAAUGUUGUACUUUGUCACCUGAAGCGAUGGACACGAACACACAGACAUGUCAGGCCCUGGUCACCACUGUCUACUGUCAGGGCUGCAAGCUCGGCGCAUGGCGCUGGGAUUCUGGGCUCGCUACAAGUCACUCACGGGGACCACGUACAUAUCAGGGAUGUAGGACAUGUGGAACAGGUGCUACGGAACAUGGUGGCCGGGGGUAGGGAGAAACUGCAGGUGAUCAGCGACUUUGACCACACGCUGAGCCGCUCCACGUACGAUGGCGUCCGCUGCCCGAUGACCCAUGACCUGGUGAAGGAUUCCCGCUUCAUCUCCGAGUCCGACCAGAAGAAAAUGUGCAAGAUCUGGCAGUACUACUAUCCCAAGGAGAUCUCUACCACCCUGCCUCUGCAAGAGAAAAUCCCGCUCAUGGUCGAGUUCUGGAACAAAAUCCACGACAUCUUCAUCGCGUCCGAUCUCACCCGACAAGCGGUCCGCACGAUCGUGCAGGAAAGCGACACCAGAUUUCGCGACGCCUGCGACGUUUUCGUGAACGUGUUGCGCAAAAACGACAUCCCUUUGCUCGUGUUUUCCGCUGGUGUUGGCGACGUCAUACACGAGAUGUUCGAAAAACACGGCCUGACGAUCCCCAACUGUCACGUCGUCUCCAACUUCCUGACCUUCAAUGAUGCAGGAAAGGUCGUCGGUUUCCGUGACCCCCUGAUCCACAUUUGCAACAAGAACAGGAGCGUUCUUCCAGACCACACCUACUCCUUAAAGCAACAGGAACGGACUAACGUGAUCCUUCUGGGAGAUUCCUUGAACGAUCUACAAAUGGCCGACGGAGUUCCCAACAUGGACCGGAUCCUCACCAUCGGAUUCCUGAGUAGACAUGUAGAGAGACUGCAAGAUUUCACUGAAGCUUUUGACAUAGUUUUGGUGCAAGACGAAACCAUGCAUGUUGCAAAUGCAAUCCUGGGGAAGAUUGUGGGCUCAGAUGGGUAGAGAAAUGAUAAUUCUUGUAGUACGUCAGAAGUUGCACUACUCUUGGAUUCGUACAUUGUGAAUUUUAACACAUAUUUUAAACCAUGUGUAUGGCAUGUCCCUGUAGCUCAACUGGUAGUAGUCUGCCAGUUGAACUCUUGGUUCUAAUUAAUUGGUAACUGGGAAACCCAUCUGGGUUGGGGAUACAUCUGUCUGUUGGAAGGGAUGUAAAAUGUGGUUCCUGUGUUUUAGCAGGCAUCUCAAGCAUGUCAUUGUCUAGC